AUGAAUACACCAUACGACAACACACAGGAGAACCAGUCGCCCGCCACCAGCCAAAGGACCUUCGUCGACCAUGAGGUAGUCCUCACCUCGAAUUGUGAGCCACUACCCGGCACAGGGGCUGCUGAAGGCAGCAGGUCCUUUGCGGCACAAGACGAGGACGCAUCCUCGUCGAUAGUGGAUGACGAUGGCAACGACACGGAGUUAGAUCGCCGUCGUUCUAUUGUGCAGGAGCUAGCUCGAGAAUACACGCGUCACUCUGCAGUCAACGUCGACGGGGGCCACACAGCCCUUUUCGGUAGCGAUGACCCCGACUCGCCUCUCAAUCCCAACGGGAAAAAGUUCAGCGCACACACGUGGGCACAGACAAUCGCAAAUGUCACCAAUGAGCACGGCUCAGGAUACCGAACUGCCGGUUUCUGUUACCAAAACCUGAACGUCUUCGGAUACGGCCAGGAGACGGACUAUCAAAAAGACGUUGGCAAUGUGUGGCUCGAGCUCCCCGGCCUCACUCGCAAGCUCAUCUCGAAGGAGGGAUCAGAGCGCCGCAUUGACAUUCUUCGAGACUUCAAUGGCGUUGUUGAGGCAGGAGAGAUGCUCGUCGUCUUGGGCCCUCCAGGGUCUGGCUGCUCUACCUUCCUCAAGACCAUUGCUGGUGAGAUGAACGGUAUCUAUACCGAUGAGCGCGCCUACUUCAACUACCAGGGCAUCUCUGCGAAGGAGCUGCAUGACCACCAUGCAGGCGAUGCCAUCUACACUGCUGAAGUCGAUGUUCACUAUCCUCAGCUGUCCGUGGGAGACACCCUGACAUUUGCUUCCCGAGCACGCUGUCCCCGGAAUCUACCCCCUGGAGUGACGGCCGACCAGUACUGCGAUCAUCUCCGUGACGUCGUAAUGGCUAUGUACGGAAUCAGCCACACGGUGAAUACGCGAGUUGGUGACAACUACGUUCGUGGUGUGUCAGGGGGAGAACGUAAGCGAGUAACUAUUGCAGAGGCUACGCUAUCCAACGCCCCUUUGCAGUGCUGGGAUAACUCUACCAGAGGACUGGACUCUGCCAAUGCCGUCGAGUUCUGUAAAACUCUUCGCUUACAGUCAAAUUUGUUUCGUCAGACCUGCGCCGUGUCUAUUUAUCAAGCACCUCAGUCCGCAUACGAUCUGUUUGAUAAGGUUCUUAUCCUUUAUGAAGGACGACAGAUCUUCUUUGGGCGUACAACUGAGGCCAGACAGUACUUCAUCAAUCUGGGAUUUGAGUGCCCGGCACGUCAAACAACCCCAGACUUCUUGACCUCUAUGACAGCGCCGAAUGAACGCGUGGUGCGCCCCGGAUGGGAAGGCCGCGUGCCCAGAACCGCCGACGAGUUUGCUGCAUGCUGGGAGGCUAGCAAGGAAGCCCAGGCCCUGAAGCAGCAAAUCGAACAGUACAAGGCCGAUCACCCGCUCGGUGGCACCGAUGCUGAGGUCUUUCGAAACCAGAAGCAGUCGGUUCAGGCCAAAAGCCAGCGCCUCAAAUCUCCAUUUAUUCUCUCAUAUUGGCAACAAGUCAAAUUGUGUCUUUGGCGUGGCUUCAAACUUUUGCGAGGAGAUCCUAGCCUGACGGUGUUUUCGUUGUUGACGAACACUUCUACAGCUCUCAUCAUGUCGUCGCUGUUUUAUAACCUCCCGGCAACAACCUCGUCCUUCUACGGUCGGUCUGCGGUCCUUUUCGUUGCUAUUCUGGCCAAUGCCUUCUCCAGCGCUCUCGAAAUCCUCACGCAAUAUGCCCAACGACCAAUUGUUGAGAAACAACGGCGGUACGCUUUUUACCACGCUUCAGCUGAGGCACUCUCAUCUGUUCUGAUGGACAUGCCAUACAAAAUCACGAACACCAUCUUCUACGACCUGAUCAUCUACUUCAUGACCAACUUGAAUAGACAGCCUGGGAACUUCUUUUUCUUCCUUUUGACCACCUUCCUGAUGGUGAUGUCAAUGUCAGGUCUCUUCAGGUCGAUUGCCUCGCUAUCACGCACCUUGUCUCAGGCCAUGGUCCCAGCAUCGAUAUUGAUCCUCGCCCUUGUAAUCUUUACUGGCUUCGUCAUCCCUGUCGACUAUAUGCUUGGCUGGUGCAGAUGGAUCAACUAUCUGGAUCCUGUCGCAUAUGGAUUUGAGUCGCUUAUGAUCAACGAGUUCCACAACCGUGACUUCGAGUGCGAUGCCUUUGUACCAAGCCCGGCUAUAGAUGGCUAUGAAAAUGUCACACUCGCCAAUAGAGUUUGUUCUACGGUGGGCGCUGUUGCUGGCCGUUCCGCCGUCAAUGGGGACGCGUACAUCAACUCCCAGUACAAGUACUUCAACUCUCAUAAGUGGCGCAAUAUCGGCAUUCUAAUUGGCUUCGUUGUCGCUCUUCAUAUACUAUACCUCUUGGCUACCGAGUACAUCGCUGCCAAAAAGUCAAAGGGCGAGGUUCUCGUCUUCCGUCGUGGCGUGACCACCCCCACUAAGACGAAGAGCGACGUCGAAGCCUCCGUUUCCGGUCCCGUCACUAUUGUCGAGAAGAGCGACGCUUCAUCUGCCGACGUGGGUGCGAUUCAGGCCUCCACCAGCGUCUUCCACUGGAGCAAUGUCUGCUACGAUGUCAAGAUCAAGACCGAGACAAGAAGAAUCCUCGACCACGUGGACGGCUGGGUGAAGCCCGGAACUCUCACGGCACUAAUGGGCGUCUCUGGAGCCGGAAAAACGACCCUGCUCGACUGCCUUGCGGACCGUGUCUCUACAGGAGUUAUUACUGGAGAGAUGUUGGUUGAUGGUAAAAUCCGCGAUAUGUCGUUUCAGCGUAAGACAGGCUACGUUCAACAGCAAGAUCUUCACCUUGAAACAAGCACCGUUCGCGAGGCAUUGGAGUUUAGUGCAUUACUCCGCCAGCCCGAAAGCACCCCUAGGGCCGAAAAGAUCGCAUAUGUUGACGAAGUUAUUAAGCUUUUAGACAUGCAAGACUAUGCUGACGCUGUGGUGGGCAUACUUGGUGAGGGUUUGAAUGUUGAACAACGGAAACGACUCUCGAUUGGCGUUGAACUGGCUGCGAAACCUCCCCUACUUCUUUUCGUCGAUGAACCGACUUCCGGCUUGGAUUCUCAAACUUCAUGGGCGAUUCUGAAUCUGCUUGAAAAGCUCUCCAAGGCCGGCCAGUCGAUUCUGUGUACUAUUCACCAACCGUCAGCCAUGUUAUUUCAGCGUUUCGACCGUUUGUUGUUUCUGGCAAAGGGUGGCAGAACUGUUUACUUUGGCGACAUUGGCGAAAACUCCCAUACUCUCACAUCUUAUUUUGAACGGAACGGAGCCCCGAAGUGUCCUCCCGGCGAGAAUCCCGCCGAGUGGAUGUUAUCUGCCAUUGGUGCAGCACCCGGCACAUCGUCCGAGGUUGACUGGCCCCAGGCGUGGAGAUCGAGCCCCGAGUUCCAAGCUGUUCAAGACGAGCUCCAACGGCUGAAAUCCGAGGGUUCAAGCCACGAUCACUCUUCCGACGAAGAUGCCAAUGCUUCAUACCGCGAAUUCGCCUCUCCCCUAUGGAAACAGUUCUUGAUCGUCACCCACCGCGUCUUUCAACAAUAUUGGCGGACGCCCUCAUAUAUCUACUCCAAGUUUAUUCUUUGCUGCUCCGUUGCACUUUUUAUCGGCCUGGUUUUCCUCAAUGCGCCCUUGACUAUACAAGGCUUACAAAACCAAAUGUUUGCCAUCUUUCAGAUUCUAUCCAUUUUCGGUCAAUUAGUACAACAACAAAUGCCGCACUUUGUUAUACAGCGCUCGCUUUAUGAGGUCCGCGAACGUCCUUCUAAAACGUACAGCUGGAAGGUGUUUAUGCUCUCGCAAAUCGUUACCGAAAUACCCUGGAACACACUCAUGUCGGUCUUCAUGUUCAUCUGUGUAUACUAUCCCGUUGGUUUCGACAGCAACGGUGACCCGAGCCAGAAGCAUGAGCGAGGCAUCUUGAUGUGGCUCCUGUUCUGGCAGUUUCUCAUAUUCACCUGCACCUUCGCCAACGCCUGCAUCGCCAUCACAGACACUGCUGAAAUGGGCGGCAACCUCGCUAAUGUCCUUUUUCUGAUGUGUCUGUUGUUCUGCGGCGUGCUAGCCAGCCCCGACGCAAUGCCUGGCUUCUGGAUUUUCAUGUACAGGGUGUCGCCAUUCACAUACCUGAUGUCAUCCAUCUUAUCCACAGGUCUGGCCAACACCGAUGUGACGUGCUCUUCAAAUGAGUAUGUCCAUUUCAACCCGCCAGACAGCCAGACUUGCAAGGACUUCAUGGCCGGCUAUAUUGGCCAGAUGGGAGGCUACCUCGAGAACCCCGAGGCCACGAGCGACUGCUCCUUCUGUUCUGUUGCUAAUACAAAUACCUUCCUCGCGUCCAUCAGCUCCAACUUCGACAACCGAUGGCGCGACUUCGGUAUUGGAAUGGUGUACAUCGUCGUCAAUAUUGCCGGCGCUCUGUUCCUCUACUGGCUGGUUCGCAUGCCCAAGGGCAAGAAGAAGGCUUGA
This is a messenger RNA of Diaporthe amygdali, 4509 nucleotides long. RefSeq lists its product as uncharacterized. The transcript has 3 exons. NCBI's taxonomy places the organism in Eukaryota, Fungi, Ascomycota, Sordariomycetes, Diaporthales, Diaporthaceae. Gene Ontology annotation, biological process: transmembrane transport. Gene Ontology annotation, molecular function: ABC-type transporter activity; ATP hydrolysis activity; ATP binding. The record is from RefSeq and is a predicted model, not a curated record. Bases 1 to 4509 code for a protein of 1502 amino acids. Gene Ontology annotation, cellular component: membrane.